Messenger RNA from Epithele typhae, 1521 nucleotides. RefSeq names its product amino acid transporter. Gene Ontology annotation, biological process: transmembrane transport. Gene Ontology annotation, molecular function: transmembrane transporter activity. Bases 1 to 1521 code for a protein of 506 amino acids. The transcript has 11 exons. The record is from RefSeq and is a predicted model, not a curated record. NCBI's taxonomy places the organism in Eukaryota, Fungi, Basidiomycota, Agaricomycetes, Polyporales, Epitheliaceae. Gene Ontology annotation, cellular component: membrane.
AUGUCCAUGAACGAGAAGAUGUCGACAGCAGCAGCCCACCACGACCAUGAGAGCCUCUCAGAGGUGAAGCAUGCUGACGACGCGCUCCUGGCCCAGCUCGGGUACAAGAGCGAGUUCAAGCGCGAGUUCUCCAUGAUUGAGACCAUCGCGUUCGCGUUCUCCAUCAUGGGUGUCGUGGCCUCCGUCUCGUCAACCAUGUCGUUCCCUCUCGUCUCCGGCAAGAGGACACGUCGGGAUGGUAUUUGGAUGGCUCUCCCCUCCCUCUUCGUCAUGACCAUCGCCGCGUCUCUCGCAGAGCUGACCUCUGCCAUGCCGUAUAACGAGUGCCGGCUGUACUACUUCUCUGCCAAGCUCGCCCCGAAGAAGUGGGCUCCGCUUGCGAGCUGGAUCACCGGCUGGGCCAACGUCACCGGACAGGUCACCUUGGUCUGCUCGAUCGACUUUACAUGCGUUGGCUCCGAUGGUGCCGUCAACUUGGGCGCUGGUGCCACAUUUGGCAUUCUUCUUGCAAUCCUGUUCACGCACGGCAUCGUCUGCUCGGCGGCUACUUCGGUGCUUGCUCGUUUGAACUUGUUCUAUGUUGCGAUUAAUGUCGGGACUACCGUUGCCGCUAUCAUCGCUCUCCUUGUUUGCAGUGGCGACCAACGAGUCGACACGAAGACCGCUUCACCAUGCGCUUGGGCGUUCUUGCUCGCUUUCACCUCCCCAAUGUGGACUCUGACUGGCUCGCACAUCUCCGAAGAGACGCCGGGGCGGCCGCGCGCCCCGAUCGCGAUUAUGGUCGGCGUCGGCGCGACGGCGUCGCUCGGCUGGUUGCUCUACAUCGCCGCCUCCUUCGCAGCGGCGUCGGUGCCCGCGCUGCUCGACACCUCCCUCCCGCUACCGAUGGGCCAGCUUUUCCUCGACGUGCUCGGCAAGCGCGGCAUGCUCGCGAUCUGGUCGCUGAUCAUCGUAGUCCAGUACGUCACCGGCGCCGCGCAGGGCGUCGACGCGAGCCGGGUCGUGUUCGCGUUCGCGCGCGACAACGCGUUGCCCGGCUCGCGCUGGUGGAAGCGCAUGCACCCGUACACGCGCACGCCGGUGAACGCGGUGUGGCUCGUGAUGGUGCUUGCGGGGCUGUGCGGGCUGCUUGGGUUCUCGGAAGCGGCGCUGUCGUCGCUCGCUGGCGCAUCGGUCAUCGGUCUGUACACUUCGUACGUCGUGCCGAUCUUUCUGCGCAUCACCUCGGGACGGACGCGGCUUGUGCCCGGACCGUUUUCAUUGGGCAAGUGGUUCCUUCCGAUCGGCAUCGUCGCGGUGUCGUGGGUGUUGUUCAUCACCGUGGUUCUCCUGUUCCCGUCGGAGAGCAACCCGUCCGCGGAGACGAUGAACUACGCUGUCGUGAUAAUCAUGGGCGUAUUCUUCUUCGCGUCCAUCUCCUGGGUGGUCUCGGCCAGGAAGUGGUUCGAGGGGCCCGUCAAGUACGAUAGGAAGUCCUUUUCGGAGGUUAUGGAGAAGGAGGUUUCUGUCGAUGGUUCGUGA